Molecule: messenger RNA, 2212 nt
Organism: Schistosoma turkestanicum
Lineage: Eukaryota; Metazoa; Platyhelminthes; Trematoda; Strigeidida; Schistosomatidae
Source: the annotation of a GenBank genome assembly
CGCUCUUCAGCCCGGUACAUUCAACAAUAGUGGUAACAAUGAAGCGUGUUGAUGUAUCUAUCCCAAAAGAGCGGUUUCUACUCUGUUUAAGCUUUAUUUACUUAUUUGCUUUUGCUUCUUUGUACAUUCAGCUUCCUGGGUUGUACAGUGAGAAUGGUGUGAUGCCUAUUCAAACCUUAUCGUUAAAUGGUGAGUACUCGUUAAUAAUUACUUUAGACAGCACCAAACGACGCAUCGGACUUCAUUAGAAAUCCAAACGUCAUAAGGUUUGCUGAUUUCCUGCAAAUAGAUACAUACACUUGUUUGGAACUUGUGACUGUUGUGGGCAUCGCUUUGUCAUUCCUGUCAAGUUUUUUCAUAGCCUUCCGGACAAUGCCGGUUUUCAUAGCACUGUGGGUGCUCUAUUUCGGUGCCAUGAAGGUUGGUCAAACGUUCUUGUGGUUUCAAUGGGAUAUCUUACUUCUGGAGUCCGGCUUUAUAGCAAUCCUUUUGUCAAGUUUUGGCGCAGUCAUAUCUCUUCCACGAGUGGCAGCUAAUGAUAAAAUAGGGAUGUGGUUGUUACGAUGGCUUCUAUUCCGGCUGAUGUUCGCCUCUGGGGUAGUUAAACUUACCAGUGAAUGUCCUGCUUGGUGGGGUUUAAAAGCAUUACAUUGGCACUAUCAGUCUCAGUGUAUUCCAACUCCUCUAGCUUGGUAUGCACACCACCUUCCAGGAUGGUUUCAUAGCCUGUGUGUCGUUGGUACAUUUAUAAUCGAAAUCCCAAUGCCACUUUUGUUCUUCCUGCCCUUCCGAACUACACGCCUCGUGUCAUUUUAUUCCCAGAUACUUCUUCAACUUUCGAUAAUUUUAACGGGAAACUACAACUUCUUCAAUUUGUUAACGAUUGCUUUAUGUUAUUCCCUAUUGAAAGAUGAUGAUUUCAACUCUCGGCGUAGACGAAAGUGGACCAUGUCUGGAUUAUUGUCUUUUACGACUUCAUGGUUUCUUAUCUUCUCAGUAUUCGGGAUCAGUGGUUAUCUGUUCAACUUUUCCAUUUCCAAUCAUUCAAUUACUACCUCUGUAGGUUUCACUAAAAGGGAAUUUGCUUGGUUCGUAAAUACAGCUGUCAAAUGUAGUAUUUCUCUUGGCAUCGCAUUUUUCUGUGUAGAAGUUCUGCACAGUAUAAUUAUAGCGUUAAGUGCACGUCGGUUUCGAUGCAAACUUUAUGAAUUAGUUGGCGUUAUUCUUAUCGGUUCUAUUGGUUUGACCGUACUUAUGGCUAGUUUGGUACCAUUAGCAUCACUGGAUUCGAGCACACAAUUACCGCCACAAAUUCGUCAAGUUUACAAACAUUUACAACCAUAUUAUAUUACUAAUAGUUAUGGCCUAUUUCGCCGAAUGACUGGAGUUGGUGGUCGACCUGAACUUAUCCUUGAGGCGGCAUCAAGUCCAACUGGUCCAUGGUCUGAAUAUGAAUUCAAUUUUAAACCUGGUCGUGUUGAUAGAAUUCUUCCAAUUGUUAUCCCACAUCAACCGCGUUUAGAUUGGCAAAUGUGGUUUGCUGCGCUUACUAACUAUCGUAAUCAUCCGUGGUUGAUGAAUUUAAUUUAUCGAUUACUGAAUCAACAACCUGAAGUGUUGGAACUGCUCGACAUAUCUAGUCUGCCGAAUAAUCCAAAAUAUAUUCGAGGUCAUCUAUAUACCUACCAUUUCACUGAUUCUCCUAAUAACAAGGACUGGUGGAAACGUACUUUCAAAUCCGAAUACUUAUCACCAGUUACAUUAUCUUCUGAAAUAUUACGUAACGCUGUGGUAGAAAAUGGUUUAGUAGGAAAACGCCGACAUCGUCCACACGAUCCAACUAUCAUAUCAAUCUUAUUAACUCGUCUACGGCAAUUCAUUGGACAACCGCAUGAUUUAUCUCCAUUGGUUAUUGUAUGCAUUAUGUUGGCCAUAACUAAGUAUUCAUUUAAUCGAGCUGGUCAAUCAGUUCGAACAGUUCAUCAGAAUAAAGCUUGAUUUAUCAGAACAAAACUAACUAUUCAAAAGAAAUUUACAUUUUGUGAUGUGUGAUCAUCAUCAUCAUCAUCCUAAGUGUAUGUGUUUGUAGUUAUGUUCAAUUUGUGUGUGCGUGUGCGUGCGUCUGCGUGUGUGUGUACAUUUAUUCUUUCCAUUCCAUUCUCAGUUUUUCUGCCUUCUAUAUAUACGUAUAUAUAUAUUCCAUACUUUUAUU